CUCGUGUAUCUGGGUAGCUGCAUAAGUGCUUGUGGUGGCGUCAGUGAUGAGGUCAGUCCAUGUAUAGUGACGGCCAGAGCAGCUUAUGUUAAUUUGGACCAUCUUUGGCGCCUUCGUGAUGUUAGUCUGGCUGUAAAGGGUCGGAUCUACAACGCGUCGGUGAGAGCAGAUUUGUUCUAUACUUGUGAAACCUGGCCUCUCCGAGUUGAGGAUGUUAGACAACUCUCUGUGUUUGAUCAUUGUUGUCUCCGAAGGAUUGCUGGCAUCCAGUGGCAACACCAUGUUAGUAAUGCAGAGGUUCGGUAUCGUGUGUUCGGGUACAGAGACAAUUCAAUUGGUAUCAAUUGGUAUCUUGAAACAUCGACUCCAGUGGCUUGGUUAUGUUCUACGAAUGUCGUCCUAGAGAAUCCCACGUCGUGUAUUAUUUGCCAAAACUGGGACUGGUUGGAGAAAAGCAGAGAGGUGGUCAGUGUAUGACAUAGUGUCGUGGCUUCUGUUGUUCCUUCACGACUCGCUGGUUGGGGACCUAGAGAUGGUUUAGAUGGUGGUUGGGGGUAGUCAACAGGAAACCAA
This is a messenger RNA of Schistosoma haematobium, 573 nucleotides long. RefSeq lists its product as uncharacterized. The record is from RefSeq and is a predicted model, not a curated record. The annotation marks the transcript as partial. Lineage: Eukaryota; Metazoa; Platyhelminthes; Trematoda; Strigeidida; Schistosomatidae. The transcript has a single exon.